AUGCCUCAGUCCCGCCAAACGAACAAACGUCCCGGAACCGCUGGUGACACUGCCCUCGCCAACGCCGAGUCAGCGGCUCCCAAGCCAAAGCUGCCGCGAGUUGAGCGUAGCCCAUCAGAUUUCUCCAGCGUCGUCAAAAGCAAGCUACAGUCCUACACGCGCACUGGACAAGCAUGCGAUCGGUGCAAGGUUCGCAAGAUCCGUUGUGAUGCCCUCCCAGAAGGGUGUUCUCACUGCACGAACCAAAACAUUGAAUGCUAUGUGACAGAUCGUGUCACUGGCCGCACUGAGCGGCGUGGUUACUUGCAGCAACUCGAGCGCGAAAAGGGGGCAAUGCUGGUGCAUAUCCGUGAACUGGAGAAGCUGUUGGAAAGCAACGGCAUCGAGGUUAGGCCAUGGCAAUGGCCCGGGUAUACGACUACAUACCCUUCAGCAGUCACGUAUGAUGCAAUUAGCAACCCUGUGCAGAAUCCGGCAUCAAAAGACGAAUGGACACAAGUUGGGCUCGUGUGGGUGAAGAACUACCGGCAAAAGCCCCAGAUUACUUUGGGCGAUUAUAUCCCAUUUUCUGCGCUAGAGUCACGGCGGACAGACAGCUACCUGGGGGUGGCCGAAGAUAAUGCCCUGUUGAGCUCUAUCAAGGGAACCAAAUUGUCCAUUUUGGGAACUGUCAUCGACAUCGCAUCAUUCGAGUCUCCAGACACGGACGAGCCCCCACCGGAAACGCCCAUUGGAUGGCCGCUUUAUAAUAAAUCCGUCAUGGCUUUUCUUCAGUCUAUACUGCGUGUUAACCCUCCUCCCGAGCACAUUGAACUUCCCCCCAAACCAGACGCCUUCACCUAUGCUGAGUGGUACUUUCUGGCUGUCUCGCCGUUUCUCCCUGUUCUCCAUAAGCCCUCAUUCUUUCGGCUUUUGACUCGUAUCUAUGAUGAAGGUUAUAAGCCAACAAUACCGGAGUUGGUCACGGUUCAUAUGGUCUUUGCUACCAUGUGGUUCCAAUAUGGCAUCAGAAAUCGUGAGGAGCCUGAGAGGUAUGCACAACUCAACGAGCUCUCAAAUCGACACUACCAUUGGUGCCUGAGCAAGUUCUUCGACCUUGCCAUCUCGCCAACUUUGACGGCUGUUCAGGCUUUGGCCAUGAUCAUGGUCCACACACGAAACUUUCCCAAGCCCGCUUGCUCUUCAACGAUUGCCCAGUACGCCUUCAUUAAGGCCCUGGAGUUGAAUCUCCACCGGAGAGUUAAGAUGCCCAACAACACCACUACCUUGGAAAACGAGAUGCGGAAGAGAGUUUGGUGGGUUAUCCUGGCUGUCAUGGUUACUCUCAGCGGCCGUCUCGGCAGACCCAUGCCAAUCUCUCUUCACGAGUUUGACGUCGACUUUCCUAUUCCCAUUGAAGACGAAUAUCUGGGCGAGGAAGGUAUUUUGGAUCACUCCCAGGUUGGCCGCUGCAGUUGGCACGUCGGUCUCAUGGGCUUUAAAGUUGUACCACUGUAUAUGGAAAUGUACACCAAGAUCUACGGCGUGCGAUGUGACCCGAGGCGUUAUGUCCAGGUAGUCCAGGAUCUUGACGCUGCUAUGGAUAAGUUUAUCGAAAGUUUGCCUACCGAACUACGGCUGGAAACAUAUCGCGACCCGAACCGCCAAAAUGACCCUGUCUGUAUGUCCAACGAUCCCAAGGUUAUUGCUGAAAACUCGAGGAUAUGCGAGGAAACGGUCAAAGAGCUUCUGAAGGUCGUCAAGGAAGUACAAAGGAAGAAGUCUCUCGAUACGACCUGGUAUCAGCUUGCCGUCUAUCUCGCUGCUCUUUUCUCCCUUCUUGUUGCACAUUGGCAACGGCGCUUUGAUGUUACAGAGGCCGAGGUAGCUGCUCUCCGCGAAGAUGCAAGGGCGUGGUUGAGCAUCAUCGCCGAAAUUGGGCGGCAAAUGGGUGCUGGAAGCCGCCUUGCCGCGGACGUUGGCGGCAUUAUUGAUCGUACAGUUGGCUCGAUUGAACAGGAUAUGCGCAAGCCAGGCCCGCCGUCUGACUCGUCCACUGGCACGAUGAAAUCGGAGUCGCCAGCACCAUAUCCGCAACCAGUGGCAAGGCAAAACGAUCCCCCAGCCAACUCUGUCCCAUCCACUGCGACAGCUCCCAUUCCCAGGCAUCACGUACAACGUGACGCAAUAGCAACAAAUGGAAGCAGUUAUUAUGAUUCGAACAUUUCAUCACCACAAUACGCUUCUGUUGCUUACAGUUCCCAAGCAGCUUCUGGAACCCCCUCCCAUCCAAACCCCAGUAAUCAGGGAGGAUCAAUUGACUCAACACAGUACCUGUACGCAGCAGCGUCAGCUGCAACAACUACAGCAGCGCCAACGACUACCGCUGCAGUCAGCGAAUCAGCAGUACAGGCGACGAACCCCCUUAUUGCCUUUGCUUCGCAGGCCACGCAGCACGUCGCUGGACAAGCUGCAAACAACUGGUCCGCUCAAACUCAGUUCAUGGCGCAGACUGCAGCAAUCACAAACGCCUGGCACGACUGGGCUGCUGCCAUGACCGACAACCGGGCUACGUCCAUGCCCGGGAACCAAGAUCGGUUCAGUGCAACUACCCUGCUCACUCUGGGGACGGGAAGACCGGCAGAUGUGGGUGCCUGUACGAUGGUUGAGCACGUCAACCAACCUCCAGAUCCACAAACUGGGCAGUGGCCACUGCUGUUGUUUCAUAACGGCGGUGGUUCGGUGAGUGGGUCUUGA
Molecule: messenger RNA, 2736 nt
Organism: Thermochaetoides thermophila DSM 1495
Lineage: Eukaryota; Fungi; Ascomycota; Sordariomycetes; Sordariales; Chaetomiaceae
Exons: 5
Coding region: 1-2736 (911 amino acids)
Biological process (GO): regulation of DNA-templated transcription; DNA-templated transcription
Molecular function (GO): DNA binding; zinc ion binding; DNA-binding transcription factor activity, RNA polymerase II-specific
Source: RefSeq, a predicted model, not a curated record